Messenger RNA from Marmota monax (woodchuck), 15886 nucleotides. It is a transcript of the gene Nbeal1, whose product is annotated as neurobeachin like 1. Bases 375 to 8543 code for a protein of 2722 amino acids. NCBI's taxonomy places the organism in Eukaryota, Metazoa, Chordata, Mammalia, Rodentia, Sciuridae. The record is from RefSeq and is a predicted model, not a curated record. Gene Ontology annotation, molecular function: protein kinase binding. The transcript is spliced from 56 exons. Gene Ontology annotation, biological process: intracellular protein localization. Gene Ontology annotation, cellular component: cytosol; membrane.
CCCGGCUCCUCCCGCCCUCGCGCCCCGCCUCGUGCCUUCGCCGCCCCGCCUCCCUCGCCUGCCCGGCUGCGGGGUGACACUGGGCUUCGCCCUGGGAAAGGGGCGAGGGCAGCAAGAGAGACGGCGGCCGGGUGGCGGCGACUGGCACCCUGUAUUUAUUUAAUUGCCUAGCUACCACUGAUGAGGAUAUAUUGAAGUAACCACUGAAACUGCCUUUUGUUGACCAGAGAGUCCAAUUGUUUCACUUAUUUUUGUUUGCUCUACUGCUGUGAGCUUUACUGUAACGACUGAGAAACUUGGAAAAUAAAAUGAACUUGCUGUGGUCUUGAACAUAAUUUUUUGAGGAAAAUAAAAGUGCCAGAGUGAAAGCCAGAAUGGCAUCCAGAGAGAGACUCUUUGAACUUUGGAUGCUUUAUUGUACAAAGAAAGAUCCAGAUUACCUGAAGAUGUGGUUGGAUAACUUUGUUUCUAGCUAUGAACAAUUCUUAGAUGUUGACUUUGAAAAACUGCCUACCAGGGUAGAUGAUGUGCCUCCAGGAAUAUCUCUGCUUCCUGACAAUAUUCUGCAGGUUCUGAGGAUCCAGCUGCUACAAUGUGUUCAGAAAAUGGCAGAUGGGUUAGAGGAGCAACAACAAGCCUUAUCACUUUUACUUGUCAAAUUCUUUAUUAUUCUUUGCAGAAAUCUAUCAAAUGUGGAAGAAAUUGGAACAUGCUCUUAUAUUAAUCAUGUUAUCACCAUGACAACACUCUAUAUUCAGCAAUUAAAAAGCAAAAAAAAAGAGAAGGAAAUGGCCGAUCAGACAUCAAUUGAAGAAUUUGUGAUCCAUGCAUUGGCAUUUUGUGAAAGUUUAUAUGAUCCAUAUAGAAAUUGGAGACAAAGAAUUUCAGGACGAAUCCUUAGUUCUGUGGAAAAGAGCAGACAGAAAUAUAAACCAGCUUCUCUCACAGUGGAGUUUAUUCCUUUCUUUUAUCAAUGUUUUCAGGAAAGUGAACAUCUCAAGGAAAGUCUUAAGUGUUGCUUAUUGCAUCUCUUUGGAGCCAUUGUAGCCGGUGGGCAGAGAAAUGCUUUGCAAGCAAUUUCUCCAGCCACCAUGGAAGUUCUUAUGAGAGUUUUGGCAGAUUGUGAUUCCUGGGAGGAUGGAGAUCCUGAAGAAGUGGGUAGAAAGGUAGAACUAACUCUGAAGUGCCUUACAGAAGUGGUACAUAUUCUUCUCACUAGCAGUUCUGACCAGCGCCAAGUGGAAACCAGUACUAUUCUGGAGAACUAUUUUAAAUUGUUAAAUUCAGAUCAUUCAGCUUUACCCAAUCAAAGAAGAUCCAGACAGUGGGAAAGCCGGUUCAUAGCUCUGCAGAUCAAAAUGCUGAAUACCAUCACAGCCAUGUUGGAUUGCACAGACAGGCCUGUUCUUCAGGCCAUUUUUCUUAAUAGUAAUUGCUUUGAACAUCUCAUACGACUACUACAGAACUGCAAGCUGUUUUUAAAUGCUAAUAAUAAGGUGGCAGACAAGAACGAGAAAGAACUUGCCAACAAAUUACUGACAGAAAUGAAUGAGGACCAGCAGGUGUUCCAGGGACAGUUGGAUUGUUUGGCGGUGUCAACCAUCCAAGCUUUGACAGCAAUAAUGAACAAAUCUCCAGCUGCUAAGGAAAUAUUUAAAGAAAGAAUUGGUUAUACACACAUGUUUGAAGUAUUAAAAUCUCUGGGUCAGCCUCCAUUGGAACUACUUAAAGAACUUAUGAACAUGGCUGUAGAGGGUGACCAUACUUCAGUUGGGAUUUUGGGCAUUAGUAAUGUCCAUCCUCUCUUGCUUCUUAUCCAGUGGCUUCCAGAGCUUGAAUCCCAUGACCUGCAAAUCUUCAUCUCUGAUUGGCUGAAGAAAAUUUGUUGUAUUAAUAGGCAGAGUCGAACUACAUGUGUCAAUGCAAACAUGGGAAUUAGGAUAAUUGAAACCCUUGAUUCCCAUUCUUCCCUUCAUCGAAUUUGUGCUGAGAACUUGAUUGCAAUCUAUGGUUCCUUGGGGAGUCAGUCAGUGAGCUCAGAAGAAAUCCGUAGCUUGCUGAGAUUGCUCAGGGUGGAUCAAUCUGAGUUUAUUCAUCCUUAUACCACUGCUGUGACUCGAGCGAUACUGACAAUGGCCCGAAAACUUAGUCUAGAAAGUGCACUGCAGUAUUUUAAUUUGUCACAUAGUAUGGCAGGAAUUUCUGUGCCCCCCAUACAGAAAUGGCCAGGGUCUGCCUUUUCUUUCAGUGCUUGGUUUUGUUUAGAUCAGGAUCAGUUGACUCUUGGUGUUGCUAACAAAAGAGGAAAAAGAAAACAAUUAUACAGCUUUUUUACAGGAAGUGGCAUGGGUUUUGAAGCUUUUAUUACCCAUUCAGGUAUGUUGGUUGUGGCAGUGUGCACCAGAAGAGAAUAUGCAACAGUUAUGCUUCCUGACCACAGUUUCUGUGAUUCCCUCUGGCACAACAUAACUAUUGUUCACAUGCCUGGAAAAAGACCCUUUGGUCAGAGUCUUGUUUAUAUCUAUGACAAUGGACAACAGAAGGUUUCUGCCCCUCUCAGAUUUCCUGCCAUGAAUGAGUCUUUUACUUCCUGUUGUAUUGGUUCAGCUGGGCAAAGAACCACCACUCCUCCACCGUCUCAAAUUCCAGAUCCACCAUUUUCUUCUCCCAUUACCCCUCAUCGGGCAUCAUUUGGUGGAAUUCUAUCAUCAGCCUCCUGGGGAGGAGCAACUGAAAAAUCAAAAUUAGUUACCAAAUUGAUAUCAGCUGGAACCCAAGACAGUGAAUGGGGAUGUCCCACAUCCCUGGAGGGUCAGCUAGGGUCUGUUAUUAUCUUUUAUGAAGCACUGCAGCCUCCUCAAGUGAAAGCAUUGUAUUUAGCAGGUCCAAAUUGUUUAAGCCCUUGGAAAUGUCAAGAGAAUGACAUGGCCGACCUGCCUGGUAACAUCCUUCUUCACUACACAGCAAAGGCUUGCAAAAAUUCAAUCUGCCUUGAUUUAUCCACUAAUUGUUUGCAUGGAAGAUUAACAGGAAACAAAGUAGUGAACUGGGAUAUUAAGGACAUCAUCAACUGCAUAGGUGGAUUAAAUGUACUCUUUCCUUUAUUGGAACAAAUAAGCCACUUUAGUGAAGGACCAAUUCCUGAAGGAAUGGAUGAAAGCAUAGUUCCUGAAUUGAUAACACCUGUAGAGGGAGAUUGUAUGUUACUGACCUCCACAAAAGCAUCAGAGUCAAGACUAGAGAAAAAUCUGGUUGCAACAUUUAUCUUGAUUAUAAAGCACUUUAUUCAGAGACAUCCCAUCAACCAGGAUAAUCUUAUUCACUCCCAUGGAGUUGCAACUCUUGGUGCCUUACUUCAGAAGGUACCAGGCACCUUAAUGGAUGUCAAUGUAUUGAUGGCAAUUCAAUUACUAAUUGAACAGGUAUCAUUAGAGAAAAAUAUGCCACUCCUGCAACAAAUGUAUCAGUAUUUACUCUUUGACUUCCGUAUUUGGAAUCGAGGAGAUUUUCCCUUUCGAAUUGGUCAUAUACAAUAUCUUUCAACCAUCAUUAAAGAUAGCAGGAGAAUUUUCCGAAAGAAAUAUGGUGUGCAGUUUCUCCUUGAUACACUUAGGAUUUAUUAUGGGAGUAGUUAUAAAUGUAAUGAGCUAUCUCUUGAUGACAUUCGAACAAUAAGGACAUCUUUGUAUGGACUAAUUAAAUAUUUUCUAUGCAAGGGUGGAACUCAUGAAGAGAUACAAAGCAUAAUGUGUUACAUAGCUGCUACUAAUGAAGAAGAACAGCUCUUGGGAAUUUUGGAUGUACUCUUCAGUCUCCUGUGUACCAGCCCAACUAGAGGUCAGCUUUUCUUGCUGCUGUUUGAACCAGGAAAUGCUGACAUACUUUAUGCCUUGCUGUUAAAUCAGAAGUACUCUGACAGACUAAGAGAAAUCAUUUUUAAGGUUAUGGAACAGAUGUUGAAAUGCACAAAUGUUUAUGAACGUAGUAAACAACGUAUUCGACUUAGAGAAGUUGGAUACUCAGGAUUGGGACUCCUCCUUAAUGAAGCAUCAAUUAAUACUUCUCUCAUUAAAAACCUUACCAAUCAAAUCAUAAAUACAGAUCCUGUUACUAAUUUCAAAGAUCUGUUAUCUGUGGUUUAUAUAUCUCACAGGACAUAUGUAAAUGUCAGAGUGGUCCUCUGCAGAAAGAUUUUACAGAUUUUGCAGUCCCAGCCAGAUGCAGCACAUCAGAUAUCACAACAAGUGGGUUGGCAAGACACCCUAGUUAGACUUCUUUUAAAAGAAAAUUUUGAAAAUGAAAAUUCUCUUCAUAAACACAGCAGGGCUGUUUUAAUGAAAGAAAAUAAAAAUAUGUCAACUGAUGAUAUUAAGAGGAACUUCGAUGAAAAGACAGAUGAGGAAAAACUCAACUCUUUUGCUUCAGCUAGUGUGUCUUCAGAUCAGUGGAGUUUGGAGGAUAGACACUCUCUAGAUUCAAAUGCACCAUUGUUUCAAGAAGAUAGUUCUGUGGGAGAAUUGUCUUUCAAGUCAGAGAAUCAGAAAGAAUUCUGGCAUGGUAACCCUUCACAUUUGAGUUUAGAUCUCACUGGAGUUGAUUCAUAUGAACUGAGUGAUAGUGGAAAUCAAAUGCCGGAUAGCCUACCUAGCACGCCAUCCCCAAUAGAGUCUACUAAAUCAUUUUCUGUUCAGUCUGACAAAGAGAGUAGCAUCACAAGUGAUAAUGGCUUUAAUGACGACUUCUCUUUACUUGAAAGCCAAGAGAGAUGUGAGGAGGAGCUUCUUCAGUUGGUGACAGAUAUUUUAAGUUAUGUAUUGUGUAAGGGACUAGAAAAGUCUGAUGAUGAUACUUGGACUGAACGGGGACAAGUAUUUUCAGCACUAACUAAACCAGGAAUAUCCAAUGAGCUACUUCGACCAUCAGAUGAAAUAAAACUAAUUUUACUACAGAAGAUGUUAGAGUGGGCGGUCACAGAAAACAGAGAAACAAAAGCUAAUUCAGUAACUGCUGAAAAUGCCUUCCGACUCAUGAUGAUCAUACAGGACUUUCUGCAGUCAGAGGGACUAGUUAACUCAAGCAUGUGGACUGAGAAGCUUUUAGAGGAUAUCAUGCUGCUCUUUGAUUCUCUGUCAGUCUGGUAUUCUCAGAAUCCAGCGUGGGUAAAGCUCUCUCAAAUUCAGAUUCAGAUGCUUCUGGGAUUCAUUGGAAGGGGCAGUUUGCAGGUUUGUGCAAUGGCAUCAGCUAAGCUAAAUACCCUUCUUCAAACCAAAGUGAUUGAAAAUCAGGAUGAAGCAUGUUACAUUUUAGGGAAGCUGGAAAAUGUUCUCAGUCAGUCAAUCAAGGAACAGACUGAAAUCUACUCAUUUCUGAUUCCCCUUGUCCGAACUCUGGUUUCCAAAAUUUAUGACCUUCUCUUCAUGAAUUUGCACCUGCCUUCUUUACCUUUUACCAAUGGUAGUUCCUCAUUUUUUGAAGAUUUUCAAGAAUAUUGCAGUUCAAAUGAAUGGCAAGUUUACAUUGAAAAAUAUAUUAUACCUUAUAUGAAGCAGUAUGAAGCUCAUACAUUUUAUGAUGGUCAUGAGAACAUGGCACUUUACUGGAAGAAUUGUUAUGAAGCCCUAAUGGUAAAUAUGCAUAAACGAGACCGGGAAGGAGGAGAAAGCAAGCUCAAGUUUCAGGAGUUUUUCGUGGAACCAUUUAAUCGAAAAACACGCCAGGAGAACUUGCGGUAUAAUAAUAUGCUUAAACAACUAAGCAGUCAACAGUUAGCCUGUCUUAGACACUGGAAGGCAGUGCGACUCUAUCUUACAUGUGAAAGGGGACCUUGGGCUGAAAGGAAACAGAAUCCAAUUCACUGGAAACUAGCUAAUGUGGAAAAUUAUUCCCGAAUGAGACUUAAACUGGUGCCAAAUUACAAUUUCAAAACCCAUGAGGAAGCUAGUGCCUUGAGAGAUAAUUUAGGUGUCCAACACUCACAGCCUUCCAGCGAUUCAUUGCUUUUGGAAGUAGUGAAACAAGUUAAGGUUAGUGAUAUGGAAGAAGAUAAAUUAGAACUUCUUGAAGAGGACAUAACAGCAAGAAUAAAUAUUGAUGAGAAAGAAGAGCAGGAUCAAAAAGAAAAAUUGGUGUUGACAGAAGACUGUGAAUUGAUUACAAUAAUUGAUGUAAUUCCUGGCAGAUUAGAAAUCACUACGCAACACAUUUACUUCCAUGAUGGCAGCAUUGAAAAAGAAGAUGGAGUAGGUUUUGAUUUCAAGUGGCCUCAUUCUCAAAUUCGUGAGAUUCACUUACGGCGCUACAACUUAAGGAGAUCAGCUCUUGAGAUUUUUCAUGUUGAUCAAUCCAACUAUUUUCUAAAUUUCAAGAAGGAGGUUAGAAACAAAGUGUAUAGUAGGCUGUUGUCACUUCAUUCUCCAAAUAGUUAUGGAACAAGAUCACCACAGGAAUUAUUCAAAGCAUCAGGAUUGACCCAGAAAUGGGUGAACAGAGAGAUAUCAAAUUUUGACUACCUCAUUCAAAUAAAUACAAUAGCAGGACGAACCUAUAAUGACCUUGCACAAUAUCCUGUGUUUCCUUGGAUUUUACAAGAUUAUACUUCAGAAGAGUUGGAUCUUAAUAACCCCACUGUAUUUCGAGAUCUUUCCAAACCAAUUGGAGUAGUUAAUGAUAAAAAUGCCAAAGCUAUGAGAGAAAAAUAUGAAAAUUUUGAGGAUCCUAUGGGAACAAUUGAUAAAUUUCAUUAUGGAACUCACUAUUCAAACUCUGCAGGGGUCAUGCACUAUCUCAUUCGUGUAGAACCAUUCACCACCCUCCACAUCCAGCUUCAGAGUGGAAGGUUCGACUGUGCAGAUCGACAGUUUCAUUCCAUCCCUGCUACCUGGCAAGCUCUCAUGGAUAAUCCAUAUGAUGUGAAAGAACUUAUUCCUGAAUUCUUCUAUUUUCCAGAGUUUUUGGAAAAUCAAAAUCAAUUUAACUUGGGUCGUCUACAAGUUUCCAGAGAACUAGUAAAUAAUGUCAUCCUUCCCAAGUGGGCUAAGUCAGCUGAAGAUUUCAUCUGUAAACAUAGGAAAGCUCUGGAAUCGGAGUAUGUUUCAGCUCAUCUUCAUGAAUGGAUAGAUCUCAUUUUUGGUUAUAAACAGAGGGGACCAGCUGCAGUGGAGGCACUCAAUGUUUUUUAUUACUGUAGUUAUGAAGGAGCUGUGGAUCUGGACGCCUUAACAGACGAAAAAGAAAGAAAAGCCUUAGAAGGAAUGAUUAACAACUUUGGGCAAACACCUUGCCAAUUGUUAAAGGAGCCACAUCCUCCUAGAUUAUCAGCAGAGGAAGCAAUACAGAAGCAGACCAAAACAGAUGCUUCAACCCUAAACCUAUUUCAACACCUCCCUGAACUCAAGUCAUUUUUUAUAGAGGGAAUUAGUGAUGGUAUUCCACUAUUAAAAGCCAUUGUCCCCAAAAAUCAGUCUCGUUCUUUCAUGUCUCAAGGCAGUCCUGAGUUACUGAUAACAGUAAGCAUGAAUUAUGUUAUUGGAACUCAUGGAUGGCUGCCUUACGAUAGAAGCAUUUCUAAUUACUUUACAUUCAUCAAGGAUCAAACUGUGACAAAUCCAAAAACUCAGCGUAGUAUGAAUGGUCCUUUUGCUCCCGGGCUGGAGAUCACUUCUAAGCUAUUUGUAGUAUCACAUGAUGCAAAGUUGCUCUUCAGUGCUGGACACUGGGAUAACAGCAUUCAAGUGAUGUCACUUGCAAAAGGCAAAGUUAUCUCCCACAACAUCAGACAUAUGGAUAUUGUGACUUGCUUAGCUACAGAUUACUGUGGAAUACAUUUGAUUUCUGGUUCCAGAGAUACCACUUGUAUGAUAUGGCAAAUAAUACAACAGGGAGGCGCGCCUGUGGGCUUAGCAUCUAAACCUUUUCACAUUCUUUAUGGACACACUGAUGAGGUAUUGAGUGUUGGCAUCAGCACUGAACUAGACAUGGCAGUGUCAGGAUCAAGGGAUGGCACCGUGAUUAUACAUACCAUUCAGAAAGGUCAGUACAUGAGGACUUUACGACCACCAUGUGAGAGUUCUCUAUUCCUGACCAUUCCCAACUUGGCUAUAUCUUGGGAAGGAUAUAUUGUAAUCUACUCUAGCAGUGAAGAACCGACCAUCCUCAAGGAUAAGAAUGCAUUACACUUGUUUUCUAUAAAUGGCAAGUAUCUAGGGUCUGAAGUCCUAAAGGAACAAAUAUCAGAUAUAUGUAUAAUUGGAGAACACAUCAUCACAGGCAGCUUACAGGGAUUCCUGUCUAUAAGAGAUCUCCACAGUUUGAAUCUCAGCAUCACUCCAUUAGCCAUGCGAUUGCCUAUCCAUUGUGUUUGUGUAACCAAAGAAGACAGCCAUAUUCUUGUAGGUUUAGAAGAUGGCAAAUUGAUUGUAGUGGGUGUUGGCAAGCCAGCCGAGAUGCGCUCAGGUCAGCUUUCUCGAAAAUUGUGGGGAUCUAGCAAGCGACUCAGCCAGAUUUCAGCUGGAGAAACUGAAUAUAAUACUCAAGAUUCCAAGUGAUUAUUAUUUCCAUCUUCUGUGAUAAAUAACUGAAACUUGAUUGAUUGCUUUGUCACUUUAACCACAUCUCUCAACUUUCUGAAAGGUUUUAAGGUCUGUUUGUCCCUGAAAAUAAUUUUAGGGAAUGCCACGAUUUGGUAUGGAGUAUAUAAAGAUGUAGGUUGUAUUCUUAUCCUUUUUAAAAUUUCUGGUUAAUAUUAAUGAAUCAAGUCUUAUUAAGCAAUUCUUGGUAUAUAUUAAGAUGUAUUUGAGAAAAUAAAUUUGAUUCAAUUUACUGGCCUGUUCCUAAAGAUCAUAGGAUCCAUUUUAAAAAAGCUAACUUCUAAAAUGAAAUUAGGUUCAAUUCACUUAUUAUUCUCAAUAGCAAAAUUUAAGGUAUUUCUAUAAAAAAGUAAAGAUAAUGGGACAGUUGAGAGAUAUGGCUUUCACAUAUUCUUUAGAUAAUCAUUUUCCUAUUCACUCACCACCACAUAAAAAAUAUCAAUUUUCAUGAAACUCCCAAUUGGAGGGAAUAAUAUUAAAACCAUCUGUUGUACAGUUGGAUUUUCAAAACUCAGCAAAAGUUCCAGGUUUGCAUUGUAAGAUUAAAAUAUGAAUAUUGUAACUGGUAAAUUGGCCCCUUCUGCUUCUAUUUAACACAUUAGUAAUGAUAAUUUAUUGAAUUGUAUUAUUAUUCUUAAGUAAUAAAAGUUGAGUAGGAAAGAAGAAACUAGAGAUAAUGUUUUACAGAUGUAUUUCAUUAAUAGUAUGUUUAAGCAGAAAUGCUGAUUGUGAUUUUUAUAGUGGACCCUUUAAGUGGCAUUUGCAGCACAGUUUAUAUCUGCAAAAUUUAAAAUGUUUUGGCUUUUUCUUGGCUAAGCAAAUAGUGUGUUUUGCUCUGAUAAUUAGAAGAGUUAGCAAUAAUACCCAAAUGUGUUACUUUUUUACCUGAAUAUCUGUGUGAUUGAUGAAUGAAUGGAAAAGAUACAUAAUGACCUAAAAGUAGCCAUUCAGACAAUAAUUUUUUUAGAAACACAUUUGUUUCAUUUAUAUAUGACUUUUAGGAUUACAGUUAAUUUUGUUGUAGUUAGUUAAAUGUUACACUCUUCUUUAUCAUUCAAGAUUUUGAACCAAAGGUCUGGUUGAUUUAAUUUGGAGUUCCAAAAGAUUGUUAAAUCUAAUUCUUUUAUAAAAUCAUCUUUUGAGUUAGGUCAGAGAGCUUUUAUGUGUAUCAGUUUUAUUAAUCUGAUGUUCCUUGGGUUUGGAGGAAUUCAUGAAUCCGUAACAUUGUGCAGAAAUUUUGUAUGUUGAAUGCAUUUUCAGGAAAGAAUGACAGCAAGGCUUUCUUAAAGGGGAUAAACAAAAAAAGAAACAGAACUUUUUUUUACAGUAAUUACCUUCUUAAAAUAAUAUUUUUUAUUCCACAAAUCAUAGAUUUCCUUCCCUUUGAUCGUCUUCUCUAUUGAAUCUUGGAGAAAUUUUCUUUUGGUUUUCUCUUUCAUGUUGACCAUGGUAUCUCAUACUCUUUUCUUUACAAUCCUAUGAGUAAAACAUUUUUAAGAAAUAAAGGAUUGCGGGGGCUGGAGUUGUGGCUCAGCAGUAGAGUGCUUACCUAGCACGUGUGAGGCCCUGGGUUCAAUCCUCAGCACCACAUAAAAAUAAAUAAGUAAAAUAAAAGUAUUGUGUCCAACUAUAAAAAAAUAUUUAAAAAAAGAAAUAAAGGAUUGUUUAGGGAAACUUCUGAAUAGUUUUAUGGGUUAUGAGUUAGGACUAAUAAAAAUUAUAGGAUAAUUUUCUUUCUAACAAAUUAAAAUCCUUUAUUUUAUUCAGGAAAAAAUAGCUGCACUUUAGGUAAAUAACACUGAAAUCACCUGAUGCGAAAAUAGGACACAUAAAUGUGAAGUCCUCUUUUGAGAACUUCAGGAAUUCGUGUUGGAAAAAAAGUCUUUAUUGAUAAGUCAAUAUAGAGUUAUGAUUUAUAAGUGAGAUUUAUUGCUUCUCUUUGUUUAACUGAUUCCCAGUCUAGUACUUCACUCAUGUUGCCAACAGGACCAUCUCAUUCUUAAUUUAAUCUUAAUUUCUUUAGGAGAUUUCAGAUGAUUGAUUUUUUUGUUGUUGUUGAAAAAUAUUUAUUUUAAGGGGAUAUUUUCUAAGUCAAAGCUUUGUACAUUUUUCUUUUGUUUAUUUAAUCAGAUUUUGAUAUAAGAUACCUUUUCUUUUUUGAGAUCACUUUAUAAUAUUGGAUUUGAAAUUAUUUUAGAUACCAAAAGUUAUAAAAAACUUAGAUAAUUAGAGAAAAAUUAUUAAAUUGGUGAUGUUUUACUGUGCUGCAUUUGAGAUGGAGGAGCUGGACAAGCAGUAUUCAUUUUAUAAUGCAAAUAAGAAACUUUCUUCACACUAUAAUAUCUUAUCCAAACUAAUGCUAUAUGGUUAGAAUAGUAGAAUUAUUCUUCACAUUGCUGUUUUCAAAAAGUAAAAACCAAAAUUGUGGAUUUUUUUUUCCUUUUGUACUGGGUACUGAACCCAAGGGCUCUUACCCACUGAGCCCCCAGCCCUGUUUAUUUUUUAUUUUGAAACAGGGUCUUGCUAAGUUGCUGAGGCUGGCUUUGAACUUGCAAUCCCACUUCCUCAGCCUCCCUAAUCAGUGGGAGAAUUGUGGAAUUUUGAGAAUAUUAGCAAAAGUAUAGAAGAGUGAAAAUUAAGUUUUAUUUAUUAAAAUAAGCAAAUUUAGUAGAACUUAGCUGAGUAAUAUGUUCCUCACUUAAACAGUAUGCCUCAGCAAAUUAAAUAUCACUAGAUAAAAUCACUGGUAAGAUACACUUUUGAGAAUAGUGUAUUUAGAUGUUAUCUGUAGAAAUUAUUUUUGUAUUGUAUAAUGGCAGAAAUUACCUCUAUAUUUAGAAUGGAAUAAUAGGUGGGCAUUUUUGUUGAUUAAUAUCUCAACUUGGCUGUUACCAAGUCUGUUAUCUUUGUAGAACUUUUCAUCUACUUUUGUUUCUUGACACUGGUGAUGAUGAAAAUAAGAAUCUCAACAUCCUGGUGAUGGGGAGCGAUUUAUACUGAUGUUUUCCUUUUGGAAAGUGAGGUCAAGUAUUACUAAGUGCACUUAAAAAAUAAGCUUUAUAAGAAUUUUUAUAACUCUUCUCAAUCAAUAUUCUGUCAUUACUUCAAUAAAAUUAGAAAAGGAAAAAUAGAUCAGGACAUGAAAAUCAGGAAAACAUGUAAAAAUGACGUUUGAUCAGUUGGUUGAAUCAUUUUAGCCUGUGAGGCUCAGGCCAGCUCUGAAUAAAUUUCUACUCACUUCCUUUAUGUUACAGUGUUUCCUUUUGUAGGAAAAAAAAAUGCCAAGUAUUCUUUUUGUCAUCAUCAGGAAGUAUCAAUGAGGUUUCCUUUCUUUCCUUAAUUUAGGACACAUCAAAAUUAUCCUUCAAAAAACUGAUAUUGAACAUGUAUUAAGCUUCUGAAAGAAAUAUGUCCUCAUAAUUAGAAUUUAGAUUUGAAGGUUGACUCUUAACCUAAGACUUUAUGUUUUGCUUGACUAGAAGUAGGCAAACAGCAUUUACUUAAAUACUAGAUUUUUAUUUAAUGAUAGAGAUAUGGCCUUUGCAUUUAAGUAUAUUUUAUAUUCUUAUUUCUAAAGAAAUCACUAAAGAUAUCUUUAGUUGAAUUUAAGAAGGUUAGCUCCUUUUAUAUAUUUAUAUUAUAGAAUAAGCAGGAUUGUCUUAACUGUCUUUCCAAUGAAAAGAUGCAAGUGCUUGGACAAUUUUAAAUGUAAAUAUAAGAUUGAAUAUAUAAUAUGUGUGUUCAUGCACAUGCAUGUGUAAGGGUGUUGGUUUUUUCAUAUAUCAGAGUUGUGGCAGUGCUUUUCCUGAUGAAAUUAAGACAACAAUAUAUUGUUAUCAGUCUCCACUUCAAUAUUCAAAAUAUGGACAACAGCCUUACCUCUUUAAUUUAAAUGUAGUAUAUUCUAGGCCGGUAGUUCUUAAUUGAGAUUACAGAUCAUAUUUAUCCCUGGAAUAUUUUUUUUAAAUAUAUGAAGUCCAGGCACUGCUUUGGACUUUCUGAAUCUUUUUACUUGAUAUUCUUGGCAUAAAAAAUUAUGUCUCAGAAGUAUUAUAUGUUUUCAAGUGUCGUCCAUUGUAGAAAUUAUGUCCAUUUACUUUUAUAAACUAGAUACAAUAUUGACAGAUUUAUUUAAAAACAGGCUUAAUCAUUAUCCUGAGAGACAUUUUGUCUAAAAUUUGCUUUGAAUUGCUUUAUUGUCUUUGUUCUUCAUGUACAGAAACAACCAAAUUUCUGUUUUAGUUGCAUUAUUCUUAUAUUAUGAACUCUUUGCAGACCUUUCAUAUUUGAAAAUUUUUAAGGAAGGAAUUUUUUUUAAUACCUUUAUUCUAUUUAUUCAUUUGUAUGUGGUGCUGAGGAUCGAACCUGGGGCCUCACAUGUGCUAGGCAAGCACUCUACCGCUGAGCUAUCGCCCCAACCCCAAAUAUUUGAAAUUUUUAACUAAUAUUUGCCUUCAAAAACGUGUGACUGUGCUUGGGUUGUGGCUCAGUGGCAAAGCACUUGCCUCGCACAUAUGAGAUACUGGGUUCAAUCCUCAACACCAUAUAAAAAUAAAUAAACAAAACAAAGAUAUUGUGUCCAUGUAUAAUUAAAAAAAAUUUAAAAAGAAAGUGUUUGCUCAUAGCUAAUAUGAAUUCCUAAUAAAAUCAGUAUUUUACACACUUGAAUUAGAUAACAUUUUAAUAAGAGAAUUAAUAAAAAGCCUGAGUAGCUACAAAUGCUAAAAUUAAAACAUAGAAUUAGAUCUCUUGUAGCUUUUAAGCUUAUAAUCAAUAGAAUCUUCCUAAUUAAAAAGUAAUGUAUAAAUUCUUUAAGUACUUCUGAUGACUUCUUACAUACAGCUUCUAUAUGGACAUGAUCUUUAAUUUUUCAUUAGUGGGCAACAGAUCAUUAACAUUUAAUAUAUCUGGAAAACAAUUAAAUUUUCUUUGUUAGAAAAUGUAAGACCAUCCUAAAAUAAAAGGGUGAUAUGAUGUGAUUUUAUUUAGUAUAAGAAUUUUAUGUAAAAGUGAUCGUUUUAUUAAAAUAUUUUUCUGAUAUAUGGUAGUAAUUCCUCACAUCUUCUCAGAUUAUUAUCUCACUAACUUUUGUCACAUGUGUGUGGUUUCUAAACGUAUUGCAGGAUCCAGACCUAUGAAGCUAAUGUUUUAGUGACAAGUGAAAACACAUAAAUACAGUGUCAUUUCUCUUUCUUUUAAUGCUUGUCAUCUUACAAACUUGACAAUUCAGAUGGAAAAGAACAAGUAGAAAGUCAUUAAUUCAACAUUUUCCAUGGUACAGUUUUCAUGUUUCCUUAGAAACAUUUUGUAAAUAUAACCAUAAUAAUAAUAACACAGUUUUAUCAUUUGAAAAAUUAUUCAGCUGGGUACUGUGGCAGACACCUAUAGUCUCAACUCCUUGAGAGGCUAAGAUGAGAAGACCACUUGAGCCCAGGAGUUAAAGAUCAGCCUGGGCAACAUAGUGAGACCCUAUCUCAAAAAGAAAAAAAAAAUCUAUUUAUAUUUCAAAGUUGACUAUUAAUGAAGGUAUAUAUGUCUCCACUUAAAUGAUGGCUGUUUCAUUAUUUACAUUUAUUUAUAACUAUUUUUGAGUAUACAAAGUGAUUAGCUGCUUGUAAUGCUUAUUAUGAUGUGAGUCUAAGAAAGUUUAGGAUUUAGAAGAGAUUGAAAAUUUUACUGAUUAAAACAGUUAACUAUUUUUUAAAACAACUCUUAUUCCUAAUUGUUGUUUUUAAAUUUUGAUUUUGAUAAUAUAUUUCAACUUAAGAUAUAUUAAAAUUAAUGGUUCUCUGGUAGUGUACUAUUGGACUUUAAAAUGCUAUUUUGAGUGUUUUCUGUUGGUAACAUUUUCCCACACUAUCUAAACAAUAUAUUAUACCAUUUAGUGAACUAGACCUACAAAUUGAUAAGUGCUACUCUUGUAUUUUGAAGAGAAAAAAAAAGCCCUUAUCUGUAAUAGACAUAAUUAUUUUGUUCUUCAGAAUGCUGGAUUUAUAUUAGUAAAUAAGUGGUUCUGGCAGGGAGAUACCAGUGUCAGAUUUAACUGACAAAUAUUUCUUACGUAGGGAUUAAAGAAAAUAACUUGAUUUCUUCCUUCGGAAAUUAGAUUGCUGUUCUUAAAUUUUUAGUGGCUUAAUUAUAUUAGUUUCUAUACCCCUUCCAAAAUUAUGGUAUGUUACAGUAGAUUUUACUGAUAAAGGUCUUUUACAUUUUAGAACAUGUUUUCCUAUUCUCUUUUUACUAAUUUCAAAGACUAAUUCAUAAACAUCAUCACCAAAUCUUAUUUAUGACUACUACUUAUUUUAUAGUUAACUUUAUUUAAGAAAGCUUGUUAGAAAUCCAUGUGAAUGUUUUAUUUAGAAACCCUUAAAAGAUAGGCUUUCCUUCCCCAACUAUUUGCUUUUAUACACUUCAAGCAAAAAUUUAGCAAAAAGUAAUCAGAGAUAUCUGGUCAGCCGUUUUCUGUCAGAUUCAUUGGUAUGAGAAUCCAUUAAGGCAGAAAAAUUUCAAGCAUAUUUGAUUAGUCUCUUUUGUCAGUGCUUCUGGGACCCAAAUAAGUAAGAGCAUUUCACUGUUUAUUAAUAGACGAUGACAGUCUUGAAUGCAUGUAUAUUUAGAGGAGUUAGCUGAAAAUUCAGAACAACUUGCUAAAAAAAAAAAAAAGUACUUAGAAAUUGUGCUGCUACUUAAAUAUUUAAGAAAUUCACAAAGUUGCGUAUUUAUUUUAAAGUGUUCCUUCUCAUUUAUUCUACUGGAAUUGACCAUGAAACAGAGAACAUUAAGCCUUAUUUAUAUCUAAUUAUUGACUGUGCAAACUGUGACUAACUGGGUAUUUGUAUGCCAAAAAAAAAAAAAAAGUUUUUGAGGAAGUUUUAGACUUAAAGAUAUGUAAAUAAUUUUGAUUAGUAUAACAAACUUGCUGUUAGUUUGGUGCAAUACAUUCUUUCCCUCCUUGUCCUUCUAAAAUUAAGAAUAUUAAGAUGUAUGUUUUGUUCCAUUAAGUGAUGUGUUUCAAAGAUUCUAUGUGUGUACAUGAGUUAAUGUUUGAUUUGUUUCUGUAUAGUGUGAUCAAAGAUAAUAAUUGAAGAUUUUGCACUUUUUUAGUCCCUUGGAAAUUUGUAUUCUAACACUUUUAAAAAAUGUACAUUUAUUUUGUACAUAAUAAAUUAGCUUUGUAUAUGAAAAUCAGUUUGAAUCAAAUAAAAACUGUUACCUUCAACAGUUGAUUUAUCUAUAGUCUGUUUAGAACUUGGCUUUGGCAAAAUUCUUUGUUAAGCAGAAAAUAAAGAGGCCAUUGUUUA